GCCCUACAUUAGUAAUAACUUACGCUAUAUGGAAAAUAAAGUUUAAAACUAUUGUUCAGCCUAAGUAAUAAACUGGAAAAAUGAGCAUUAAUAAGAGCGCUAAGAUGAUGAACUUCGUCAAUUAUAGGAUGAAGGUAACAGUUACCGAUAAUCGAACACUUAUUGGUACCUUCAUGGCUUUUGAUAAGCACAUGAACAUCGUGCUUGGUGACUGUGAAGAAAUAAGAAAGGUUAAAUCCAAAAAGGCAAAGUCUGAGAAAGUUGAGCGUCGAGUGUUAGGCCUUGUUUUACUUCGCGGAGAAAAUGUUAUUCAGAUGAACAUAGAAGGCCCUCCAGUACAAAAUGAUAGCCGUUCAAAAGCGGCAGCAGCAGCCGCUAAUGCUCCUCCGGGACCGGGGAUGGGUCGCGCUGCUGGGCGGGGUCUCCCCACCGUACCGGUCGCUCAGGCGCCGGCCGGUUUAGCUGGACCAGUUCGUGGCAUUGGUGGCGCUGGGCCUAGUGUGAUGCAACCCGUUCCUUCUUUAAUGCCCCAAGGCUACCCUCAGCCUACGCAAGCCGGAUCUGUUAACCAGUCUUACCCUCCUUUUCAAGGUCCUCCUCCCGGCUUCACAGGAGCACCACCCGGAACUUCUCAGUCUCACCCCCCGCAACAAGCUCCCCCAGGAAUGCCUCCCCAAGGGCCCCCUCCUGGGUUUCCCGGCGCUCCGCCGUCAUUCUCGCCUGUCGGGCGGGGCCUCCCUCCUCAAUUUCCACCUGGGUUAAGACCUCCUGUCGGCAUGCCUCCCAUGGGUCUGCGGGGCCCGCCGCCUCCAGGUAUGUUUCCGCCAGGCAUGCCUCCUCGUGCACCGCCUGUUAUGGGUAUACCCCCCCGUGGCCCGAUGCCAGGACAGCAGUGACGGCUUGAUUCUCCGCUUUACAUGGAAACAUAAUUAUAUUAGGUUCAAAUAAAUAAGAAACUAGGGCGAAUGAGCGAGCAUGGACUGGACAAGCACUUUGUUGUAGU
Zophobas morio is the source of this 1003-nucleotide messenger RNA. RefSeq names its product small nuclear ribonucleoprotein-associated proteins B and B'-like. The transcript is spliced from 8 exons. Gene Ontology annotation, cellular component: U5 snRNP; U2-type prespliceosome; U1 snRNP. NCBI's taxonomy places the organism in Eukaryota, Metazoa, Arthropoda, Insecta, Coleoptera, Tenebrionidae. The record is from RefSeq and is a predicted model, not a curated record. The coding region runs from base 81 to 896 and encodes 271 amino acids. Gene Ontology annotation, molecular function: RNA binding. Gene Ontology annotation, biological process: mRNA splicing, via spliceosome.